AUGGCGGCGGCAGACUGGGGUCCGGGGGUCGCCGUCCCCGUGGAGCUGCGGCGCGAGCGGCACAUGGUGUGUGUGGAGUACCCGGGCGUGGUGCGCGACGUGUCCAAGAUGCUGCAGACCCUGGGCGGCGAGGAAGGCGUCUCCCGGAUCUAUGCAGACCCCACUAAGAGGCUGGAGCUGUACUUCCGGCCCAAGGACCCCUACUGCCACCCCGUGUGUGCCAACCGCUUCAGUACCAGCAGCCUGCUGCUCCGGAUCAAGAGGAAGAUGAGGCGGCAGAGGGGGGCGCCGGGGCCUGAGGCUCACCCCAAGGUCACGUUCGACAUAGAGAGCCUUGGCAUCGUCUCCACCGUUUACAAAUUUCAAGGAAUGUCCGACUUCCAGUACCUGGCCGUGCACACGGAGGCGGGUGGCAGGCACAUGUCCAUGUACAGCAAGGUGCUCAUGGUCAAGCCCGAGAAGGAGAAUUUCUUCCACCAGGAGCUGCCGCUCUACAUCCCCCCGCCCAUCUUCUCCAGGCUGGACACCCCGGUGGACUACUCCUACCGCCCAGAGACACAGCACCGGGAAGGCUACAACAACCCCUCCAUCUCCGGGGAGAACCUGAUCGGCCUGAGCAGGGCCCGGCGCCCUCACAAUGCCAUCUUUGUCAACUUCGAGGGGGAUGAGGUGCCCGAGCAGCCGCUAGAGGCUGCGGCCCAGACCUGGAGGAAGGUGUGCACCAACCCCGUGGACCACAAGGUGGAGGAGGAGCUGAGGAAGCUGUUUGAAAUCCGCCCCAUCUGGUCACGUAACGCUGUCAAGGCCAACAUCAGCGUCCACCCCGACAAACUCAAGGUCUUGCUGCCCUUCAUGGCCUAUUACAUGAUAACAGGCCCCUGGAGAAGCCUGUGGAUUCGAUUCGGGUACGACCCUCGAAAACACCCAGAUGCCAAGAUUUAUCAAGUCCUUGACUUCCGAAUCCGUUGUGGGAUGAAAUACGGUUACGCCCCCAGCGACAUGCCCGUCAAGGCCAAGCGCAGCACCUACAACUACAGCCUCCCCAUCACCGUCAAAAAAACGACCAGCCAGCUCGUCACCAUGCAAGACCUGAAGCAGGGCCUGGGUCCCUCGGCGUCGGCCAGUGCACGCAAGUUGGCCUCCAACAAGUACAAGCUCAAGGUGGGCCUCUCUGCCCUCCCAGACUCGGUCUACAUCUUCCGGGAGGGGGCCUUGCCACCGUACCGACAGAUGUUCUACCAGUUUUGCGACUUGAACGUGGACGAGCUACAGAAGAUCAUUCACCGCAAUGACGGGGCUGAAAGUCUCUGCACAGAGCGGGACGGCUGGUGCCUCCCCAAGACCAGUGACGACCUGAGGGACAUGAUGUCCCUCAUGAUCCGGCACACCAUCCGCUCCAAGAGGCCUGCUCUCUUCUCCAGCCCAGCCAAAGCUGACGGCGGGAAAGAACAGCUGACCUGCGGAUCUGGGGACGAGGACGCAGAGGAUGCGGAGGACGAGGACGACGAGGACGACGAGGACGACUUCAAGCCGUCGGACGGGAGCGAGAACGAGAUGGAGACGGAAAUUCUGGACUACGUGUGA
This is a messenger RNA of Lipotes vexillifer (Yangtze River dolphin), 1584 nucleotides long. It is a transcript of the gene GTF3C5, whose product is annotated as general transcription factor IIIC subunit 5. Gene Ontology annotation, cellular component: transcription factor TFIIIC complex. NCBI's taxonomy places the organism in Eukaryota, Metazoa, Chordata, Mammalia, Artiodactyla, Lipotidae. The transcript has 12 exons. Bases 1 to 1584 code for a protein of 527 amino acids. The record is from RefSeq and is a predicted model, not a curated record. Gene Ontology annotation, molecular function: RNA polymerase III type 1 promoter sequence-specific DNA binding; RNA polymerase III type 2 promoter sequence-specific DNA binding. Gene Ontology annotation, biological process: transcription initiation at RNA polymerase III promoter.